UAAAAAAUAAAAAAUUCAAGAGUUUCCAAAAAUAAAAAAAUAAAAAAAUAAUGGAAAAUGGUCAUUAGUACGAACAGCUUAUUUGUGCGUCCCUCGCUCCCUCACCCUUACGGGCUUACCACUACCCUCACUCACUGCUCCAAUGUUACGCAUGGUUUGGAUUAGUAAUGUCCGUACCUGAUUUCAUCAGUGUUAAGCAAAGUUCCCUUUUUCCUUCACUUGUGACUUGUGCUGCACUCUUACCUCGCUUUUAAAUUUUUUUUUAUCCCUUUUUGGUCGAAGAAAAAAAUAAGAAAAAGAAAAAAAAGGAACUCCUGUACCUAUCUCCUUCUCUAAAUAGUAAAUAACCAAAAACGUCUGUGUUUUAAGUUUUUCUGUGAUUCCUGAGGACGAUGUUCAUCUCCGAUCCUUCUCUCAGACGAAGCAGCCGCUACUCCCUCUCUCAGAUCUGGCUCGCGGGAUCGGAGUCUCACUUUACUAACUUCUGCAAGGUUACGUUUCUAUUAUCUCUUUCAGCUAAAAAUAAUUACUUAUUAUUUUCUGAUCUGCACUCCUGAUUUGGAUCUGAGGUUUCAAUACAUAUUUGUGCAUAAGUUCGAUCUUCUUCUUUUCACUGUCUUCCCUCUGAGUGUAACUCCAGUUUUGAUUUAUCCCUAAUUACCGCUCUUAGAUUUGUAUAUUUGUUUAUUUUUUGUUAAGGUAAAUGAGGAAGAAAGAUAUACAGACUUCAACCGUGGAUCUACUGCGCUGUAUAUGGUAUAUACAACUUGCUACUCUUCUUAUUUCACCUCCAAUCCGCAAAACUACAGUAGCUGUAUGUGUCUUCAGAUAUUUGGUGUAUCUCAAGGCAGGAAUGAUAUUCAUCACAAGUUUUGGACUACAGAAAUAUGACGAAACAUAAGAUAGAAAUAAAGAAGAUAGAGAACAUAGCAGCAAGGCAGGUGGCUUUUUCAAAGAGGAGAAGAAGUCUGUUCAAGAAGGCCGGGGAGCUUUCAACUCUGUGUGAUGCAGAGGUGGCGCUCCUUGUCUUUUCUGCUACUGGCAAACUCUUCCAACACUCUAGUUCAAGUGUGGAACAGGUAGUAGAAAUGCACAAAGAUAUGCAUUCAAGCAUCGACAAAUCAUCAUAUCACCCUCCAAUGGAAUUGCAAAUGCGCAAUGAAGUGGCAGAUAAGACUCAUGAAUUAAGGCAGUUAAAUGGAGAAGAGCUUCAAGAAUUAAAAUUUCAAGAACUAAUGAAACUUGAAGAACGUCUACUCAAAGGUCUGACCCGCGUUUUAAAAGCUAAGGAUGAAAGAAUGGCAAAUGACAUCACUGUCCUCGCAAAAAAGGGAGUGGAUCUAAUGCAAGAGAAUAAGAAAUUGCUGCAGAUUGCUGAUGAAAAAGAACAAGCAUGAGUUGAAAUAGUUAUCAUCAAUUUACAGGUUAUACAUUAAUUGUCUUUCUACCGUG
Molecule: messenger RNA, 1452 nt
Organism: Arachis stenosperma
Lineage: Eukaryota; Viridiplantae; Streptophyta; Magnoliopsida; Fabales; Fabaceae
Product: MADS-box protein SVP-like
Exons: 9
Coding region: 888-1397 (169 amino acids)
Biological process (GO): positive regulation of transcription by RNA polymerase II
Cellular component (GO): nucleus
Molecular function (GO): RNA polymerase II cis-regulatory region sequence-specific DNA binding; DNA-binding transcription factor activity, RNA polymerase II-specific; protein dimerization activity
Source: RefSeq, a predicted model, not a curated record